AUGAACACAACUUCCUCUGAACCACCUCCGUUCACCAACGAGUCCACGCAUAGUAAUAACGACAAACAUCUCCUCAAAAAGAAGUCAGUCAUUUACGACAAAGAAGGGAAUGAAUACAAAAAAAAGUUGAGAAAAAUUUUCUCGAGUAAUGAUUUGGAAAAUAGUCAUCCGCAUGGAAAGACCUCACGCGUUCAACAGCAACAGCAGCAGCAAUCAUUAGAUGACUCCAAUAUACCCACAACCUCCAGUUACGCCUCUUUCAGCGAUCUUAUUCAUCAUCAAGACCAACAACAACCACUCCCUUUCAAGCCUUAUUACAAGUGUGGUGAUGUGGUGCAAUUCCGAGACCGUUCUCAAACUGUAACUCAAAUCGGUUUUGUGUAUCACAAGAAAGCUUCGGCUCUUCAUGAGAAGGAACGUGUUCCUAAAUGUGUGGUUUACAUGUUGAGUGAUGAGAAAUACUGGAUUCUGGAGUGGCUUCUCAUGAAGGAGAACGAUAUUGAGGUUGGUGAGAGAACAUUUGAGGCCACAGGCGACAGCAGUACCACGGAUCCACUCCACCAUCAUGGCAACAGUUUGGCCGUUAUGAAUCUUAAUAAUUACAGCAGCGUUUCUUCAUCGAAUGUUGAUCGUUCCAACACAAAAACCAUUGAGAAACCUGCAUUACUACCAUCAGCAUCCGUUGGGAGUGAGAACAACUCUUCUCAUGCUGCCCUCAUGCUCAAUAAUGGACCCUGUACAAACCAAUCUCUCCAACUUCAAACUACUUCCUGUGUAGGCUCCUCCCAAAAGAAUGAUUCACUUUCAUCUUUCAUGCAAAGCCAAACGCCUACAUCAAACAUUUCCAACCACAGUACCAUUACUUCUCGUUUCAACGCUUUGCAUCAACAAAUGAACAAUACCAAGCAUGCUCUUCUCAAUUCCGCACAACUCUCUCCGUUCUCUCACGGAGUUGCGAAAAGCUUAAUACACACCGCAACAACUGCUCAUGGAUGCAACGCGUUGAUGCAUCACAAAGGCCACAACAACAUUUUGAGCUCUCCAGCCUCACUUCAGAAACUUAGCUCCCUUCUACAACUCAAACACGGAAGCAAAAAUGUUGUUGCCAAUUUCAAGGAUUCUUGUUUGCAUGAUCCCUCCAUGAGGGAGCAUCAAGAACAACAAAUGCAGGAUGAACAAGAGAAUGACCACACAAAGCAAAGCUCCUGCAACAACCUGACCCUGCAGUCAUCCAGCAAUCAUCAACGAAUCUCCAACACAAAUAUCACUUCAACUCUCGGUCAGAAUCUUUUGGAUCACAACAUAUUCCGACCAAUCUGCACAUCUUCGGAGGAUUUGGAUAAUCUUGACCAAUCAUCAUGUGCACAUCCAACCAAUCAACCUUACUCGAAAAAAAACUCCUCCUCCUCGUUUUUGUUUGCUUCUCAGAACCACAAUCACCACAAGAGCCAAUUAGCCCAUUAUUCCGUUCUUCAACCAAACAUCAACCAGUCUUCUGCUGAGAGUACUAAUCGUGAUAAUAUUAACAACAAUACGAGGUUAAGUGUGUCUGCACCAACAUCCGAAGGAGGGGCUGAACAACAAUCUGAAUCUGAACUAUUAACCAAUCAAAACAACAACGAAUUUAACAGAACCGUAUCCUUUCAACAACAGCAGGUGAAUUCCACUGCGGGCUUAGCUCUACCAUCAAACAAUACAUCAUCGAAUAAUAAUAAUAAUACAAACAACAGCACUACCAAUCAGCUCGGUAUUAAUAACAAGACAAUAACCAUUCCACCAUCAUCAUCAUUACAAUCAGCGAGCAUGAACCAAUUCUUUAUUCAGCCAACACCAAGUACCGACCAAUCCAGUGAUGCAAACUCAAAUUUCAAAAAACAAAUUAUGCUGAAUCAUAUUCAUCAGCGACAACAAUUGGUCAAUCAACAACUUGGCGAACUAUUGAAUCAACAAAAGAGAGCUUCUUCAUUGGCUGCCAAUAGCGGAAAUUUUGCUGGCUCAUCACAAAACGUGAAUGGUCAAAUGAAUGUUUUGAAUAUGACUGGUAGCAAUGCAUUACCAUCACAUCAAUACAACAUACAGCCAUCAAGUGGACCAUUCAGCCAGACCACCAUUCUCUUCUUUAACCACAACUUUGAGUUGCGACCAACGGAUCUGCUUCAAUUUUUGGUGAUUCAGGUGAAGGACGGACAAACACUGAAAGCAUCAUGUUUAAAUCCUGUAGUUUCUUAUGAUAACGAAACUUUGCUCAUGUUGAAUGAAAUUUCGAAUCGCGUUAACAUGAAUUCACUUUCAAGUCUUGACGAGGAAUUAUCCAAGUUUGUUCACUCAAGCCCUCUUCUCAUUUCUAUGCCUCCACAAGACGAACCCUGCAGUGUUUUGCUUGUGUUGAUGAAAAAUUUCGUUCCGGUUACAUCACCCCUACUGUUUGAAUAUAUGCUACCUUGA
This is a messenger RNA of Naegleria fowleri, 2445 nucleotides long. RefSeq lists its product as uncharacterized. The record is from RefSeq and is a predicted model, not a curated record. The transcript has a single exon. Lineage: Eukaryota; Heterolobosea; Eutetramitea; Acrasida; Naegleriidae. The coding region runs from base 1 to 2445 and encodes 814 amino acids.